Messenger RNA from Thamnophis sirtalis, 1492 nucleotides. Lineage: Eukaryota; Metazoa; Chordata; Lepidosauria; Squamata; Natricidae. The record is from RefSeq and is a predicted model, not a curated record.
UCAUACAGAAAACCCUGAGUUUGCAGAGCCUGCAAAAACAUUUUGACCAUGGAAGGACAUAGACUCUCAUCCUACGGAAGACGCUUCGGCUCACAAACCACCUCUGUCCACCAUGGCUUGAGGUUCUUGCCAGGCCGCAGAUACUUUCCUCCAUCUCCCACUACCCAGUUCUCUGUCACUAAGCUGAAGACAGCCAGGCUAAGUUUCCAUUCUGGCCCCAAGUUCUCUGACAAGGUGGAUUUUUCUUUGGCGGAUGCUCUCAACAGUGAAUUCAAAGAGACCCGCACUAAUGAGAAGGUGGAAAUGAUGGAGCUGAACGACCGUUUUGCCAGCUACAUUGAAAAAGUUCGCUUCUUGGAGCAACAGAACAAAGUUCUUGUUGCUGAGCUCAAUCAACUUCGAGACAAAGAGCCCAAUAAAUUGGCUGACAUUUACCAGGAAGAGAUGAGGGAGCUACGUCAUGAAGUAGACCAACUCUCCAACUCUAAAGCCCGGCUGGAGAUUGAGAAAGACAACUUGCUGGAGGAUCUCAACAAUCUCAGGCAAAAAUUACAGGAUGAGAUUAAUCUGCGCCUUGAAGCUGAAAGCAAUUUGUCUUCCUACCGACAGUUUGCAGAUUUGAGUGAUGCCGCAGCACGAAACAUUGAGGCACUGCGUCUAGCCAAGCAGGAAGCUAAUGAGUACCGCCGGCAACUGCAGGCCCUCACUUGUGAUCUGGAGUCUUUUAAAGGAUCGAAUGAAUCUUUGGAGAGACAACUGAGAGAGAUGGAAGACCGCUAUACUCUUGAGACUACCAACUAUCAUGACACAGUGAUUCGGUUGGAAGAAGACAGUCGGAACUUAAAAGAGGAAAUGGCUCGUCAUCUCCAGGAAUACCAAGAGCUCCUCAAUGUCAAGCUGGCAUUAGAUAUUGAGAUUGCUACUUACCGCAAACUCUUGGAGGGAGAAGAGGGCAGGAUUACUAUCCCAGUACAGACUUUUUCCAACCUUCAGAUCCGAGAAACCAGCCUUGACACAAAGUCAGUUUCUGAGGCUCGUCUGAAGAGGAGCAUUGUGAUCAGAACAGUGGAAGCUAGAGAUGGAGAGGUGAUCAAGGAGUCCACCCAAGAACAGAAGGAAGUGGCAUGAAGUAAGAACCAGUACAUGGAAGAAUUUUUCUAGCUUAGGAUGCUAAGAGAGCUUUGCAUCCUUCUAGUCUUCAACCUUGGCACAGAAACAGUUUUGGAUCUGCAGCAACCAUUGAAAAUAAGAAAUAUGCAAAUUUAAUCACCAUGCCAGAAAAUAACCAAAUAACUCAGUAGCUGGUGCUUCAGCUGACUAUAAUGGCUUUUUUGAGUUUAUUUUUAUCUUCAAUAUUUCUCUUGCAGUGCCCUUUGGAGUACCCCAAAUAGCACAGUAUUUAGACCUGGCUAUACCGGUCAUCCUCAACUUACAACAGUUCACUUAGUGACCGUUCAAAGUUACAACGGCGCUAAAAAGUGAGAUUUAACUG